Messenger RNA from Schizosaccharomyces japonicus yFS275, 2078 nucleotides. RefSeq names its product glycosyl hydrolase family 16. Gene Ontology annotation, molecular function: hydrolase activity, hydrolyzing O-glycosyl compounds. The transcript has a single exon. The record is from RefSeq and is a predicted model, not a curated record. Gene Ontology annotation, biological process: carbohydrate metabolic process. Lineage: Eukaryota; Fungi; Ascomycota; Schizosaccharomycetes; Schizosaccharomycetales; Schizosaccharomycetaceae. The coding region runs from base 578 to 1768 and encodes 396 amino acids.
AAUUUCGAAGCGACUAGACGGCCUCUACUGACCUGCACAAAACCUGUCCUCUACCAGCAUAGACGCACAACACACCCCAACCGUGUCAUGUCCAUUUCCUUUAUGGCAUACUCGUCUAUUCAGUGCUGACUGAGUUUUUCUGUACGUUUACAUCGUGAACACAUUCACGACCUCUUCAUUUACUGUAGCAACCCAUUUUUGUCCGUCCUUUACGAACACUGAACGCUUUCUUUUUCGACUUUGUUCCCUAUCUCCUCCUCAAGGCGUCAUUACAACACUUUUUCAUUUGCUUUUGUUUUCAUACGUUGACACUUGUUGGCUCUAAUCAUUUGCUUUUCUCUCUCUCUCACUCUCUCUCACACUUUCUUCCUAUCUUUUUUCCUACAUUUAUUCGCUCUCUUACAUAUUUUGCUCACUCAUCAUUUGCUCCAUCGCUCUACUGAAUCUGUGUUGAUCUGUCUAUCUUCAAAACACAUCUCUUGCUGAGCAUUCAUUUUAGCUUUUCUCACUCUUCUUUCUGUAUCUCUUUUUUCUUUUUUUUUAUCUUUGCAUAUACUGGUAUCUCUAGGACUCCAUCAUGAAGGAAGUUACUUCUCCUACACCGACGAAGGAGGAGGCCGCUGUGUUUGUUGACAACGUCCCCGUGUACCCUUCGUCUGAAACACUCAACACACCUACUCCACCAGCAGUCAAAGAUUUGGCUGACGAAGCGUUGCCUGUCGAAGCCGAUGAACCACCGAAGAAGUGGUUCACUAAGAAAAAAAAGUGCAUUCUUGCUGGUAUCAUCGUUGCCAUAUGUUGCAUCGUGGGAGGUGUUUUGGGCGGUGUGUUUGGCCAUCAGGCUCGCGAACGGAACAAGCAUCCCUCGUACAAGAAGCGCCAGUACACUCUUGUUCGAAACUACUCGGGCACCAACUUUUUCGAUGGCUUUGAGUUUCAAAACAUCACUGAUCCUACACAUGGUUUCGUGGAUUAUCUUCCUCGCAACGUUAGUCAAUCCUUAGGUUUGCUUUCUGCGAACAGCACGAAUGUCAUCAUUCGUUCCGACAGCACACACAACGUCACGGCUGGACGGCCGUCCGUUCGUAUUCAGUCUAACGACUACUACAACCAGGUGCUUGUUAUUCUUGAUCUUGUCCAUAUGCCGUUUGGCUGUGGAACAUGGCCUGCAUUCUGGAUGCUUGGUGAUGACUGGCCAAACGGUGGUGAAAUUGAUAUUUUGGAGGGUGUGAAUCGUCAGGCUGCGAAUCAAUUCACCCUGCAUACCAAGGACGGAUGCACCAUGAAGGAUGCCAAGCGCUUCCAAACCGGAACUAAUCAAGCAUUGGAUUGUUAUGUAUAUGCACCUGACCAAGGCUCGAACGCUGGUUGCGGCGUGUCGUCCCUGUCGUCGCUUUCCUAUGGCAGUGGUUUUAAUCAAAAUGGGGGCGGUAUUUUCGCGUUGGACUGGCGUUCUGAGGGAAUUCGUGCAUGGUUUUUCCCCCGUAACAGUACCCCUCCUGACAUAUACACAGCCAAUCCCCAGCCUCAUGACUGGGGUUAUCCAGACGCUGAUUUCCCCAACACGUAUUGCGAUAUUGACACAAAUUUCCAGUCCCAACGUAUCGUUUUUGAUCUUACAUUUUGUGGUGAUUGGGCUGGUGCCGAUAGCGUGUAUGACCUUUUCGGCUGCCCCUCCACCUGCACCUCUUUCGUCGCUAAUUCACCAAAGAACUUUACCGAGGCUUACUGGAACAUUAGAAGCCUCCAAGUGUUUAAGGGAAAAUAACAAUCUGACAUAUCGAACUCCCUCCUCUACCUUACUUUAUUUACAGAUACGGCUAAUCAAUAUUUUCAUGAAUGGUUUUUGUUCACGGGUACUCCUGCUAAUUGUUGCGGCGUUUGCUAGCAAAGGCAAAAACGAUGCACUUACCAGGGAUCGAACCUGGGACCGUCUGCGUUUUCAAUCUAUGUUGUAAAGCAGAAAUCAUAACCACUAGACUACAAGUGCUCACGUUUUGUUCUAGUUUUUAAUAGAUUAUAUUCACCGAGUCUUAUUAAGAGUUGUAUUUACUUGAAUUAAUACCCACUUUCUAGAC